Rosa rugosa (rugosa rose) is the source of this 1828-nucleotide messenger RNA. RefSeq names its product mitochondrial arginine transporter BAC2-like. Gene Ontology annotation, biological process: transmembrane transport. The coding region runs from base 660 to 1556 and encodes 298 amino acids. The record is from RefSeq and is a predicted model, not a curated record. Lineage: Eukaryota; Viridiplantae; Streptophyta; Magnoliopsida; Rosales; Rosaceae. The transcript has 2 exons. Gene Ontology annotation, molecular function: transmembrane transporter activity.
CCAUAAAACUGGGUUUGGUUGAGAUUGGGUGAUUGAGAGUCACAAAGUUAUCAGAAGUAACACUAGUAUAUCAAAGCUCAACCUUUUGUUCUCUUUCUUCCUGUUGCUGUUCCAAAGACCUGGAGAGAAGAGAGAGAGCAACCACUUGGUCCAAUUGGAAGUAAGGAAGAGAGGAUUGAGAAAACAAAGUGUGUGAAAGGGAAAUCCAAAGAAAUAAGAUUUACUUGUGGAGUUAGGAUUGUACAAGUAGUGUACGUGAAAGGAAUUUACAAACAAAUACAUAUCAUUCUUUCUUCAAUCUUCGGGAAGGGAUAGAACUUAUUUAGAAAUACAUUAGAUGAAGUAGGUCUCGGUAGAAAUUCAUUUUCAGGGCAUAUUGUGUGGCAGGGAGUGAAGAGAGAAAGUUGGCCGUUUCGUUAUAGGCAUAAACAGAGAAAAAGAUUGAAGUAGAAACAGAGCCUAGUUUUUUUUUGUCUUCUUCUUCUUGUGGCUGUAGGAUUUCCCAAACUCCCAAAGAUUUGGAUACAAAGACAGAGAACCCAAAAAGGAAAGGUCCAAAUCCCACAAGCCUAUAUAGGGAUUGGGUUUUGAUCAGUAGGGAAGAAGUCGUGAAACUUGAGUUGUUUGGUGAGGUUUGAGUUGCUAGUUUGAAAGGGAAGAUGGAAGAGUUUGUCGCUAGCAGUUGGGGAAGAGAAUUUGUGGCUGGAGGUUUUGGAGGCAUUGCUGGUAUAAUUUCAGGGCACCCACUUGACACUCUUAGAAUCAUGCAACAGAGUUCAAAAACUGGUACUGCUUUCAGCAUUCUUCGCAAUGUUGUCACCACGGAAGGCCCGACUGCCCUUUACAGAGGCAUAGCUGCUCCCUUGGCCUCCAUCACAUUUCAGAGUGCCAUGGUUUUCCAAACAUAUGCCACUCUCUCUCGAGCUCUGGAUCCAUCGGUUUCUCCUAAAGACCCUCCUUCUUACAAAGGUGUUGCUCUAGGAGGAUUUGGGGCUGGUGCUGUGCAGAGUUUGAUGAUCACCCCAGUAGAACUCGUAAAAAUCCGUCUUCAGCUGCAAACCGAGAGCCAUAAAGGCCCCAUAGAUGUUGCCAAAAGCAUAAUCAAAGCAGAAGGGGUAAAAGGAAUGUAUAGAGGCUUAACCAUCACCAUGCUAAGGGAUGCACCAGCUCAUGCUUUCUACUUUUGUACUUAUGAGUACAUGAAGGAGCAGCUUCACCCGGGAUGUAGAAAAACGGGCAAAGAAAGCUUGCGAGCUACGUUAGUGGCUGGAGGACUAGCAGGAGUAGCUAGCUGGAUUAUUUGUUAUCCCUUGGAUGUUGUAAAAACAAGAUUGCAAGCUCAAUCGAUGUACCCUGUACCAAAAUACACUGGAAUUGUUGAUUGCUUCAGGAAGAGUGUGAGGGAGGACGGGCAUGGCGUGCUGUGGCGAGGACUAGGAACUGCGGUUUCCAGAGCGUUUCUUGUGAAUGGGGCUAUCUUUGCGGCUUAUGAGGUUGCUAUGAAGGGCCUAGGCAGCAGGGGAAGCGUGGUUCUAGCAGAUAAUGCAAUCUUGUAGGAAAGAUGGGUGUGCAAAGUGAAGGGUUCGACUGAAACCAAACAAAAGAGGUGAAGAUUCAAUUGCAGCCAUUGUCUUAUAAAUAAUUUAUUUGCAGGAGCACUGCAUACAGCCAAGAAAAAUGUAUGAUAGGAAAUAAAAUGUAUGAUGAUUAAUUACACAGCUCUGUUUAUUUUGCCCAGAAUGUACAUUUUCAACAUGAAAUGGAUGAUUCAGUUGUAUAGUGAAAGUGGAAAACAGUAAUUUCAUAAGAUGACUCUAUUUUGGUAUUA